AUGAACCUCUCUCAACUCUCCGCCCAACUAACCCCCCACCCCCAACCCUUCCCCAACUGCUGUCUAGCCCUUUCCAGCACCCUGACCACCUACCUCGCCACAAACCUCCUGCCCGCCCACCCGCACUUCACCGUCUCCAUCGGCAGCGGGUCCGGGUUACUCGAGGCCCUGAUCUCAUACCGCCACCCGGACAUCACCGUCGAAGGCGUCGAGGUCCGCGCCGAUGUGAACCGGUAUAUUGACGAGCUGGAUAUGAAUCUCGUGCCGGGGACGUGGGGGCUUUGUGAGAGGGCGGCGGCGGCCAGGGCGUGGAUGUUUGUGUAUCCGCGGGAGCCCGGGUUGGUGAGGCGGUAUUUGGAGAGUGGAAAUGGGCUGGUGCAGAUGGUGGUUUGGUUGGGGCCUCAGGCAGAUUGGAUGGAUUAUGCCCCGUGUUUUGAUGAACACGGGGGUUGGGAGUUGGAGGUGAAGACGGGGGAGGAGGUUGGGGUGGCGGCGUAUGAGAUGUUGGUUGUGAUGAGGAGGCGGGAGGUAGUGUUUGAGUGA
Molecule: messenger RNA, 543 nt
Organism: Aspergillus saccharolyticus JOP 1030-1
Lineage: Eukaryota; Fungi; Ascomycota; Eurotiomycetes; Eurotiales; Aspergillaceae
Exons: 2
Coding region: 1-543 (180 amino acids)
Source: RefSeq, a predicted model, not a curated record